GCAUGCUUCAUUGUUGAAUUUGGUUGGGAUACUGAGACUUGAUUUGUGUUUUCCUCCCUGUUAUUUUUGUCAGGAGGAGUUACUCAAAAUGGGAGCAAUGAAUUCUCACGACGAAAAAAGACGACGCACAAGUCAAAGAGAGGAAAUUUUAUGUAUGUCAUUUCCAUUGAAGCAUUCAUCAAGCAAUCGAAACAGACUUUCCGAUGAAAGUACUGUUGAUACCAUCCAACAACGUCUACGCUUUCAGGAUAUUAUUAUCCAGCAGCCUCCUGCUGCUGGAGGAGAUAUGCAACUACGUCCAUGCUUUCAUGUUUAUUCGGGGUGGGACUUCUGUUCUACAUUGCCGCUAUGUCGUCAUCAGAGUGAUUCUGAUUCCCCUUAUGCUAUUUACCUUAAGACAUUUAAUGCUCGUACUUUUAAUGCGUUGAGUCAAUUUGUAAGAGAUUAUCCCAAUCUGGUAGUACUUCCUCCAAAUGAUUAUCCCAAUUUGGUACCUGUACAACCUACCACCAACCACCUACAGGAAAGAAUAAUAGCAGGAAUCCACAAGAAUAGACUAUUGUUUACAGCAAUCUUGUCUUUCACUCUUGGGGUGUAUUGGUCCAAUGGGUAUCCGUAUCUACAGACAGCGGUUUUGGGAAUUAUAAAGUGGUUAGGAUGGGCUAGUUGUGCAGCAACAAGAACAUCUAUUUUUGGUUAUGUUCUAAUUCUUAUUGGUAUGCUUCUUGAAUGAGUUGGAUGUUCAUGAUCUUUCCCUAUAAAUGUGUUUUGUGAUAGUCAUUCAUAUUCUCCGCCUCUAUCACUUCUUAUCGUUUUGAUCUUUUUUUUUCUAACUAAUUUUCAACUUGCCUAAACGCAUCUAUUGUUUCAACC
Molecule: messenger RNA, 873 nt
Organism: Capsicum annuum
Lineage: Eukaryota; Viridiplantae; Streptophyta; Magnoliopsida; Solanales; Solanaceae
Exons: 2
Coding region: 89-733 (214 amino acids)
Source: RefSeq, a predicted model, not a curated record